Molecule: messenger RNA, 1501 nt
Organism: Salvia hispanica
Lineage: Eukaryota; Viridiplantae; Streptophyta; Magnoliopsida; Lamiales; Lamiaceae
Source: RefSeq, a predicted model, not a curated record
AUGUCUGCUGAAGAAGGAGAAGUGACGUUCUCACUGAAAGUGUUGGUAAACAAAGACAAAACUAAGGUGUUAUUUGCAGAAUCCGACAGCAAUUUCGUAGAUGUUUUGUUAAGCUUCUUGACAAUGCCCUUAGGAAGAAUCGUGAAGGUUUUGGAGAAACAUUAUGGAACAAAGACACCUAACAUAGGAUGCUUAAACACUUUCUACAAUAGUGUUGCCAAUCUCGAUAGUUCCCAUUUUUGGACCAUUGGUGCUCAGAAGAUUCUGUCUAAUCCAACUUCUUCAUUCGACUCCGAUUGUUCAAGACUAAGACUUGAUAUUAGUGAUUCUCAGCCUGAAUACUUCUGUAGUUCGUUGUGCAGUUGUGGUAUUCGAUUCCCGAGCGUAAGCAUCUACUAUGAUCAAAUUACCGGUUGCGUUGGUUGUCGAUAUGGUACAAUGGGAAAAGGUUCUAGUAAAGUAAAUCAAGCUGAUCUAGAAGGGGGAGUAUUUGCCUCAGACACGACAACUUUCGCCAUCACUGAUGAUCUGCAGAUAGUGCCUAAUGCAAUCGGGAUCGUGCAAAUGGCCAACAUUCUCAAUAUCACAGGAACAGAAGGGGCUGAGACACUAAAUGUGACAUUUGGCCUUAGUGAGAUUAUGAAUUUGUUCAGGGCAUCAAUGGUUUCUCAUACUCCGUUGUCAGACCUCAUACUCAACAAAACUAGACAGAUGAACUCUGUAGAGAUAGAAUCUGCAUUUGGGACUUCACUAACUCAUAUUGAAAAGGAAGAAAAUCUCAACUCCAAGAAAAUGAUAUUGAAGGUUAUAGUUCACAAAUGGACAGAAAAGUUGUUGUUUGCUCAAGUAAAGCAAGAUUUUAUAGAGUUCCUAUUUAGUUUGCUCACCAUCCCACUUGGAGGAGUUGAGUGUCUGCUCGAAAGCAAGUCUUCUAUCAAAGGUAUCGACAACUUGUACAAGAGUGUUUCCGAUCUUAUAGAUGAUGAGUAUUUCAUGUCUUCAGAUAUUAAAAGCAGGCUAACCAAACCCAAGCUGCCUCAUGGUUAUUUAUCCAAAAACCACAUUUUACCUCUCGCUGAGGAAAACUUACCCGAUUGGUAUAAUCGAAGUAUCUCAAUGUUUUCUUCGGUCAACUUUCCUCAAGGAAAGGGAAUUUAUAUCAAGGGACCAAGAACAUAUCAGGUGAUGGAUGAUUUAACUGUGGUACCUUUCUAUAUUUCCUCGAUCCUUUGCAGUCUCGGUCAGCAGAUGAUUUCAAUAUCUGAUGUGGAGGAACUGGAGAUAGAAGUUGGCUUGGAAGAGGCUUUAAGCAUAUUGAAAGCUUCUCUAACAAUGAAUUCUGCUUUGACCAACGGUCUACUGAAUCACACCUGGAGAAAACAACCAAAGAAAGAAACAUGACUCCAAUCCCUGGUUUUCCAUCCCUCUUUGCUUGUGUCUUUGUUUUAAGCGGUUGUACUUGCUUUGACCCUUGCAUUCUCUACUCUUUUGGUGUGCAAUU